AUGAAAACUCUGCUUGAGGAUACAAUUUUGGCGUCUCUCAACAACAAGCAAUGUCAGGCAGUGACGUCACCCAGCUCAGGAGUUCUCCAGAUAAUUGCUGGACCAGGAACAGGAAAAACCAAGGUCAUCGUAUCGCGAGUUGCCUAUCUUUUACUUCAUGAAAGAAUCUCUCCACAGAAUAUAAUAGUGACUACCUUCACCAAGAAAGCCGCCAAUGAGAUGGUGGAGCGAUUGCGUGAGCUAUUUUGUGGCUCAGAAAUUCCUUUCGAGAAGCUCCUAAUCGGCACUUUUCACAGUAUCUGCUACAAAAUCAUUCAAAAGUAUGGUCAUUUGAUUGGUCUUACGAAUAUCUCUAUUGCAGAUGAGAAAGACUCAAUGCAGAUUCUAUCGAACGCAUUGACGUCAAAAAUAACCACUGAUCAGUGGAAGAGUAUCGAUGCCCUUUCUUCAGCAGUAACAGGCAAGUUCAAAACGAAAAACGAGGCCAAGGGCAAAUUCAAUGGAUAUGAUCCCAAAGCUUUCAAAAGACACAUUUCCAAGGCAAAAUCAGCAGGAUUGACGCCCGAAGACUACGACAAGCAGCAUCAGAAAAACGCGCUUUUGCUGGUUGUUUACCAGGCCUACCAAAAUGAGCUUCUUGCCAACAAAGUCUUGGACUUUGACGAUUGUCUCUUGUACUGCUUCAAAAUAGUCUCUUGCUUUCCAGUCUUGAGGCACGUUGAACACACCCUUGUUGAUGAAUUCCAAGACACAAAUGAAAUCCAGUUGCAGCUCAUGUACUGCUUUGCAAAAGGCGCUUCCCUACACUCGAAUGUGACAAUUGUAGGAGACCCCGAUCAGAGCAUUUAUGCAUUUAGAGAUGCACAAGCUGUAAACUUUGAAAAGAUGAGAGAUCACUACUUAAAGACAAGCGACCAGCCAUGUAAGAUUAUUACUUUGGAUGAGAACUAUAGAUCCACGUCGGACAUACUCCACAUUUCAGAGACUAUUAUGCGUCAACAGCCUGGAAGAGUUGUAAAAAACCUCACAUCCCAACUUGAGAAAUCCUUCAAACCAUUUCAUGCAGUUCUCGACUCCAGCGAGGAGGAAGCAAGAUGGAUCACACAUCAAGCGGAAUUUCUUGCGGGCUUACCGCAAGGUAUUUUUUCGUAUUCUGAUAUGGCUAUCUUGGUGCGUUCAGCAUUCCAAACAAGGCUGAUCGAAAACGAGCUCACAAGGAAAAAGAUUCCGUACUUCAUGGUACGUGGCAAAGCAUUUUGGGAGAGGAAAGAGGUCGUAGCUAUACUUGACUACCUCAGGUGUGUUACAAACAAAGACGACAAGUUGGCAUUCAUCAGGUGUGUAAAUUUUCCAAAACGUGGUCUUGGUCCUAAGGCGCUUGCAGACUUGGACUCAUUGAUUGACGGCGAGAGAAUGAGGAAACCGAAUCACUCGGUAUUUCUUACUUUACAGAGGAUCGCCACAGCAGAUUUGAAAUCGUCACUUGGGCCAAAAAUGAGGGACAGUUUGUUUCUGUUUUUACGUAUUAUUGAGGACACUCAUCAAAUUUUGCUCAAAGGAUUCGAAAUCGGAGCAGGGGACGAGAAAGCUGUUAUCGAGGAAGCAUUCAACAGCAUAUACAAAAACUCGAACAUCUUGAAAGAGUUUGAGGAAAAAGUGGACAUUGAGCUCAAUAUUGAGGAAGUGAAAGCACAACUUCUAGCCUUUGAGCUUCCUCCGGAAUUCCCAUUGCCGGAUUUAGCUGAGGCAGAAAUCCAAAACGUGGAUGAGAUUACGGGCCCUCUGUUCAUCAGAAAGUUUCUCGAACUGAUAUCGCUCUACGAUACCGAUCCAGGGAAGAGCGAGGAACAGCUUAAAAAGCCUAAAAUCUCCAUCUCCACAAUCCAUGGGUCGAAGGGUUUGGAAUGGCCGGUCGUCUUUGUACCUGGAGCGAGUGAGGGCCUUUUGCCUGCUUCAUUUGCCAUUGACGAAGCGAUACCCGAAACCGUCAACGAAGAACGCAGGUGCCUUUAUGUCGCUACAAGUAGAGCACAAACCCUCCUCUACAUAUCAGCAUAUACAGAGACCGAAAGCGGAGGUUGGCGGAAGCCCGUUGAAGAAUGUUCCAGGUUUAUGAAGAAAGCGGGUAAACAUUGCGCUACUCACUUGGAGCUCGACACUCAAGAGAAGUUGAAAACCUUGUUUGAGCUCAGGGGUUCGGAGUUGACCGCCCAUGGUUUUGAUGUCGAGGCUUAUCACGAGGAGUACACCCGAGGAUUGCUGGAAUAUGUCAAGAAGCAAACCUUUAGGUCUGGAGCUCAUGGAGAAUUCACGUCUGCCGGUAAAUUGAAUUACACACCAAGAGAAAACACGUUUAUCCAAAAGCCAGGCAUGUUUCCAAGAAAAAUUGGACAGGCAAAGAGCACCUUCCUAUAUCCCGGUUCGAAAUAA
Messenger RNA from Metschnikowia bicuspidata var. bicuspidata NRRL YB-4993, 2430 nucleotides. RefSeq names its product DNA helicase. Gene Ontology annotation, cellular component: nucleus. Gene Ontology annotation, molecular function: hydrolase activity; 3'-5' DNA helicase activity; DNA binding. Gene Ontology annotation, biological process: recombinational repair. The record is from RefSeq and is a predicted model, not a curated record. The transcript has 2 exons. NCBI's taxonomy places the organism in Eukaryota, Fungi, Ascomycota, Pichiomycetes, Serinales, Metschnikowiaceae. The coding region runs from base 1 to 2430 and encodes 809 amino acids.